Molecule: messenger RNA, 1598 nt
Organism: Carassius auratus (goldfish)
Lineage: Eukaryota; Metazoa; Chordata; Actinopteri; Cypriniformes; Cyprinidae
Product: coiled-coil domain-containing protein 134
Exons: 7
Coding region: 178-864 (228 amino acids)
Source: RefSeq, a predicted model, not a curated record
UCUUAGCGCUCCGUGCGGAAACCGGCGGCGCGCGUGGCAGCAGCGGACUGGAGGACACGCGCGGCAUGUGAAUGAUCCGAACCGACGCGCCGCUCGCAUCGUCACACGAGAGCUCGCAUCCAACGGACGAUCGACGCGUUUUCAACCGAUGCUCGCGCGCCUGACGGUGAAGAGGUCAUGUUGAGUGUGUGUGUUCUGCUGCUGCUGGUGGCUCCGGCGGCCCUCGGCUCCGACUCGGACACACAGAGACCCCGACACGACUCCAACCUGGAGAUCUAUAAGCGUCUGUUCGAGACCAAGAGGAAGGAUCAGCUGAAUGCGCUGAAGAACCUGGUGGAGCUCAGCGACGUCAACCAGCAGUACAAGAUCAUCGACAUCAUGCUGAAGGGCCUCUUCAAGGUCCUGGAGGACUCCAGAGCCGUUCUUAAAGCUGCUAACGUGCAGCCGGACGAUCCGUUCCCACUCGACGACAAAAUCAAAGAAGCGUACUCUCACGUGGUGGAGAACACGGCGUUCUUCGGUGACGUGGCCCUGCGCUUCCCGAGGAUCGUCCAUCACUACUUCGAUCAGAACGUGGACUGGAGUCGCCUGCUGCGCUGGGGUCUGCGCUUCUGUAACCAGACGGGGGUCUUCAGCGGAGGAGCCCAUCAGCACGUGCUCACGCUGAUGUCACAGGAGCUGGGGAUCACGGAGAAAUCUGCAGACUUCGUCAACCCGUACCGCACCGAACGAGACGAUGUGCUGCACACGGCCGAGGCCUUCCAGAAGAUUCUCCGCGAGGAAGAGAAGAGGAGGAGGAAGGAGGAGAAGAGGAAAGAGAUCCGGAAAGGGCCUCGGAUCUCUCGCUCUCGCACCGAGUUAUAGAUCUGACUUCAGAUCAGCCGUUUACACUCAAUCAGGGAGCCUGUGCUGAAUGUGCCACGGGCCUCCACGUUUACAGGCUUCAGAACGAGUCUCACAACACUUGAAUCUGUUUUACUCCGUCUGAUUCGGGAGGAUCUUCACUAGAUCCUCUGCUGGUAAUGUGAGCGUGUGUGUGUGUGUGUUUAGUGCUAGAUUAGAGUGAGGGGGAGGAGUCAGGGUGGUGGGAGGAGCCAUUGUGGGCGGGGGAUUGGGAAGUGGGCAUGGUUAAAGUGGUUUGUGUCCUAGAUGAAGGUAUUUUGAACACUGAUAUUUCAGUAUUUAACAAACACUUGAUACGUUUUGAUAAUAUUAAAUCAAAAAUGGUUACGGCUCCCACAUAUAUGAAAUUCAGUUGUUUAGAUUCAAUGUAAACUGUUUAUUUGGGGGUACUUUAUAGUCUGAUAAUUGUGGGUUAAUUAAUGUACUUCUGCUUUCCUUAAAAACUUGUUCAUUAAACGUGUGUAUCGUGUGUGUGCAGAGCUGCACUGCCAUGAGAGAAACUCUGUAAUGAUGGAUCUGAAUUCAGUGUGAAUGCGGUUCUGAUCCACUUCAGUUUCUCCAGAUGCUGAAGUGAGACGAUCAUCCUUCAUCGAGGCUUUAUCGAUCUGUUCAUGUGACUGUUAUUGAGAUCUGUAGGGCAUCAGUGGGAGAUUACUAUUGACAGAAUUAAUAAAGUCUAUUUAACAAACUGAGAA